GAAGAGACAUUAACAGCCGAACCAACCGAUCGAGCACAUCGAUCGAGAAGCUAAUCCCCCAAAGAAAACGAACAACCAAUCCCCCAAGCAAGAUGUGGCAACUCACAUGGACCUUCGCCUUGGCUUUCCUUCUGGUGGGUGGUGAGGCCAAGCCCUCCCAACUCUUCAAUCACCACUUCAACCACUUUGAUCCCCAUCAUGUGGGCCACUUUGAUGGGCAUCACUUGAACCACUUGGAAUCCUUCCAUGCUGUGCCGCACCACCUGGAUUAUGCGGUGCAGGAAUCGGUUCUUCCUCCGCCGGCUCCUCUGCUUCCUGCGGUGGCUCCACCACCAGCCUUUGCUCCUCCACCACCCGUUUAUGGUCCUGCACCACCCGUUUUUGGACAAGCACCACCUGUUUAUGGACCAGCACCACCAGUAUUCGCUCCUGCUCCCCUUUUACCCGCUCCAGCUCCUCUAUUACCCGCUCCUGCACCACUUCUACCCGCUCCUGCACCACUUUUACCUGCACCCGCACCACUUUUACCCGCUCCUGCACCAUUUUUCCCCGCUCCAUCACCACUUGUACCCACUCCAGCUUUCCUGCCAGCUCCUGCACCACUUCUGCCGGAGUUCCAUUUGCCCAGUGUCACCCACCAAGUGCUGCCACCCCUCCUGGAGGCGGUGCCCUUUGCACCCACCUAUAGAGCCAUCCCGGGACCCAAAACCACCACCCAUCGAGUGUCCAUCGGCUACGCCUUCCCCAAGCUGCUGGCCGCGCCCCACGCCCACCUGAAAGCCCUGCCCCUGAAGUUAGCCCAUCACCAUCACCACUCGUUGUUCUAG
Molecule: messenger RNA, 827 nt
Organism: Drosophila subpulchrella
Lineage: Eukaryota; Metazoa; Arthropoda; Insecta; Diptera; Drosophilidae
Product: vegetative cell wall protein gp1
Exons: 2
Coding region: 93-827 (244 amino acids)
Source: RefSeq, a predicted model, not a curated record